AUGACAAUCACCUCGGAGAUGUGGCAGAAGCCCCGCGAGCUUCCCGGCGUGAAAUCGCGGAAGCGUCCGAUUUUUGAGAUUUCCUUCGGCUCUUUGGAUGUGGCCGAUGCUGGUGCCGCUGGCGUGCAUCGCGUCUCAGGUCUAAAGCUGACGCUCGAGAGCCGUGUGGCCACCUUGGGGCCUGGUGGGCAGAUUGCAUUGCAGCUGCUGCUUGGCCAGCUGGCUCUGAAGAGUGGCAAGGUUCAGCGGCACGAGGCCCUGGACGUUUGCCGCCUCGGUGCAGACCUCUUGGCUGAAGCUCCGAAGGAGCCAUCGGAGUACUUCAUGGCAGCUGCAAAGGAGCUGAACGAGCGAAGGCCUCAGGUGGUGGUGCUGGAACUGGGUGGAUGCCCCUCAUGGGAGACGGCUUCCACGCACCUCCUCGAGGCUCUGCGUGGAUUCCAUGGUGCUGUGGUCAUUGCGACAGAAGAGGAGACGGAUUUGGUGAAGUCUAUGUGUCCUGUCUGCUGGCGCAAUUCAGCUGGCUGGCUUUGGCAGGAGCCGCUGAAGCAAGACCUGAUUGUCUUGGACGAUAUCAAGCCAGAGGAUGCUGACGAAGAGGUCACCGCCAUGUUGCAGGAGGUUCGCACACUCUCCAAAGAGGCCUUCUUUGGCGAGGAUAGCAUCCAAAAAGCCGCUGAUCGAGGCUGGACGCUUUCCUUGCUGGUGGAUGUCGAAUCCGAGCCGAAGCGCUUUUGCGGUUUCAUCUGCUAUGAUCUCAGCGCCAAGAGCGCCGAGUUCCAUGUCGCGAGGAUCGCUGUGGUUGCCAGGAGCCGUGGAAAGGGAUAUGGAAAGCACUUCAUGCAGUGGAUGCUUCGGAAGUGUGCCUUGUUGCCGCGAACACAAUGCGCAUGGAUCUCUCUAAGCGCUUUGGACGAAGCCGUGUCCUUCUACGAACACUUCGGAUUCACGGACAUGACAUGCGAUGACAUCGAUGAUGAUGAACACAUCCAGACGUGGAUGGAGCUGAAAAACAUCUCAGUAGCUCCUGAUGAGCCUGACACGUCGGAUGAUGAAUGA
Messenger RNA from Symbiodinium sp. CCMP2592, 1059 nucleotides. Lineage: Eukaryota; Dinophyceae; Suessiales; Symbiodiniaceae. The record is from the annotation of a GenBank genome assembly.